Aspergillus campestris IBT 28561 is the source of this 1140-nucleotide messenger RNA. Its product is annotated as TPT-domain-containing protein. The record is from RefSeq and is a predicted model, not a curated record. Gene Ontology annotation, molecular function: antiporter activity. NCBI's taxonomy places the organism in Eukaryota, Fungi, Ascomycota, Eurotiomycetes, Eurotiales, Aspergillaceae. Gene Ontology annotation, cellular component: endosome; Golgi apparatus; trans-Golgi network. Bases 1 to 1140 code for a protein of 379 amino acids. The transcript has 8 exons.
AUGGCAAACGAUCGCACGUCGCAAGACGAACGGAAAUUAGAAAGCGGAAAUGCCGCCAACUCCGAGUCGAAGGACUUGAACAUUCAUCCCGCGGUCUACAUUGGUCUGUGGAUCACGUUGAGUGGCAGUGUCAUUCUGUUUAACAAAUGGGUUCUUUCGGCCGCCAAUUUCAACUUUCCCCUCUUCCUUACGACAUGGCACAUGGCUUUCUCGACGGCCAUGACCCAGAUCCUGGCCCGUUUCACCCAUAUCCUGGACUCGCGACACAAGGUCCCGAUGACUCCGCGGACCUACGCGAGGGCCAUCCUGCCGAUCGGUAUCAUGUUCAGCUUGAGUCUGAUCUGCGGUAACCUUGCCUAUCUCUACCUGAGUGUGUCGUUCAUCCAGAUGCUCAAGGCCACCAACGUGGUGGUCACCCUGGUGGCGACUUGGUCCUUCGGCAUGGCCCCGGUCAACUUCAAGGUCCUGGGCAAUGUCGCUCUCAUUGUCGUCGGUAUCAUGAUCGCCUCGUUCGGCGAGAUCAAGUUUGACAUGUUCGGAUUCCUCGUCCAGAUCGGUGGCAUCAUCUUCGAGGCGCUGCGUCUCGUCAUGGUCCAGCGUCUCCUCAGCUCCGCCGAAUUCAAGAUGGACGCGCUGGUCUCGCUCUACUACUAUGCGCCCGCCUGCGCCUUCUUCAACGGUGUCGUGACGCUCUUUACUGAAAUCCCCCGCAUGACCAUGACCGACAUCUACACUCUGGGCAUCUCGACCCUCAUCGCCAACGCCCUCGUUGCCUUCCUCCUCAACGUUUCCGUCGUGUUGCUGAUCGGCAAAACCUCCGCGGUGGUCCUGACCAUGGCCGGUAUCCUGAAAGACAUCCUGCUCGUGGUCGCCUCCAUCCUCAUCUUCGGCGACCCCGUCACGAGCCAGCAGUUCCUCGGCUACGGCAUCGCCCUCGUCGGAUUGGCCUACUACAAGCUCGGAGCCGCCGGCAUCAACUCGUUCAUCUCCGACCUGCGCCUGCAGUUGGCCAACAACUCGGGCAAGUCGAAGCUCAUCAUCGCCGCGGUCAUCGCAGGCGGGUUCUUCUUCUUCAUGUAUGCGGGGUCAGGCUCGUCGCCGGCUCCCGUCGCGGCCCCCGUCGCGGCCCCUGCGCCUUAA